AUGUCUACCAACUGGCAAGAUCUCGUGGCAGCUAAGCAGCAGGAAAACAGAGAGAAAAUCCCCCAGCAAUGGCGACUCAACACAGAGCAACUUGCUCUCGCGGAUGUUCGGUUGAUUGAGGCUGAUGUCCCUCGCCGCAGCGGCCUACUAUCUGAUCUCGAGUUAGACAUCACUGAGAACUAUACCGCGAGCCAGCUAUUGGUCAAGCUAGCGACUGGACAGACUAGCUCAUUGGAUGUUACGACAGCUUUUUGUAAAAGAGCUGCGAUUGCGCAGCAGCUGACCUCUUGCCUCACGGAAACAUUCUUCCCCCAGGCCCUGGAGCGCGCCCAAUAUUUGGAUGAAUACCUCAAGAGAGAGGGAAAGCCCGUAGGACCUCUGCACGGUCUACCAAUCAGUCUGAAGGACAGUUUCUGUGUCGAAGGUGUUCAGUCAACAGUCGGAUAUGUCGAGCUUCUGAAAAAUGAACCCUCAAAGACCAACUCCGCACUCGUCAAGAUUCUGCUGAAUCUUGGAGCCGUGCUAUACGUCAAGACUAACAUCCCGCAAACAAUGAUGACAGGCGAUUCGGAGAAUAACAUUUUCGGUCGAACUCUCAACCCCCACAAAACAACUCUCACGGCAGGUGGUUCCAGCGGCGGCGAGGGAGCCCUCGCAGCAUUUCGUGGAUCUAUCCUUGGCGUGGGAACAGACAUCGCAGGCUCGAUUCGCAUUCCUGCGCUUUGCUGUGGCGUGUAUGGCUUCAAGCCUACAACGAACCGAAUUCCCUUUGGAGGCCAGGUUUCUGGUGCCAAAGAGGGCAUUCCUGGCUUAGUGCCGGCGGCUGGUCCAUUGGGGCAUAGUAUUGCCGAUUUGCAAUUUUUUAUGAGCACCGUGGUUGGCGACGGUCAAAGCUGGGAGCAUGACUCUAGUGCUGUCGCUGCACCGUGGCAAAGUGUUCCUCGAGGUUUGAGCGCAAACGGAUGCUUGACGAUCGGUGUGCUUGCAGAGGACAAGCAAUUCCCGCUUCAUCCCCCUGUCAAGAGGGCUUUAGAUCGGGCUAUUGGGGCAUUGACUCGGGCUGGACAUAAGAUUGUUCGACUGAGCGAUGAGCUUGAUGUGGCGUCUGCUUCGCGUCUCGCUUUUCAAUACUUCAUCUAUGGCCCUCACGAGGAUUUGAUUGCUCCGAGUGGCGAGCCAGUGGUAGCAUCUGUUGCUAAGGCUGCGUCACCCAUGUUCACUGGUCCUUUGCCCGUUGAACAGGGUCUCGGACCAUUUGAGACAAUCCAAGCGCUCUAUGAGACCCGACAGAAGCUUCUGGACUGCUGGAGACAGACGUGGGUUGAGCAAAAGCUUGACGUUGUCCUUGCCCCUGGAGCUCAGAAUACGGCUGUGGGACAUGACACUUACGGAUGGCCUCCAUAUACCGCGUUGUGGAACGUGCUGGAUUAUCCCGCUUGUAUCAUUCCAUUCGGCAAGGCAUCAAAGGAACUUGAUCCAGAGCCUAUGACCACAUCGGAUGAUGUGCAGCCAGAUUACGAUCCGGACGAGGUAGACGGAGCUCCGUGUGCUGUUCAAGUCAUUGCGCCGCACUUCCAGGAUGAGAAGUGCCUGUGGGCAGCAGAUAUCAUUGACAAAGUAUUAACUGUCUUCGGCCAGUCAGCUGGAGUCUGA
This is a messenger RNA of Penicillium brevicompactum, 1653 nucleotides long. It is a transcript of the gene gmdB, whose product is annotated as general amidase GmdB. The record is from RefSeq and is a predicted model, not a curated record. The transcript has 5 exons. NCBI's taxonomy places the organism in Eukaryota, Fungi, Ascomycota, Eurotiomycetes, Eurotiales, Aspergillaceae. The coding region runs from base 1 to 1653 and encodes 550 amino acids.